Molecule: messenger RNA, 507 nt
Organism: Drosophila erecta
Lineage: Eukaryota; Metazoa; Arthropoda; Insecta; Diptera; Drosophilidae
Exons: 3
Coding region: 45-383 (112 amino acids)
Molecular function (GO): protein binding
Source: RefSeq, a predicted model, not a curated record
GCGACUCACGCUGUGCAGUAGUCAGUUAUAGAAAUAUAUUCAAGAUGAAGUCGAGUUUGUCUCUGAGCCUGCUGCUCGGUCUGGCUUUAAGCCAAGUUGGUGCUAGUUGUCCGGAAAGCUGUCCCGAUACGGAGGAUGUCGUGUGGGCUCUUGGAGGCGGAUGCAAUGUUUUCCGCAACAAAUGUUACUUCGACAAGGCUAACUGUCAACCAAACUAUGAGUUGACCAUCACCACUAAGGAGGAGUGCCAAAAACAAUGCGCCGAUAUUUGUGGUGCAGUUUACCAGCCCACAGGUGGAAUUUAUAAGGGUCAGCUGCGAAAAUUCAGCAAUGAGUGCGAGAAGCUUGUUCACACCUGUCGGACUGGCGAAACCUUUUUGUAGGGAUAUAUAGUUAUUAAAUGAACGUCCUCAACUAAGAACUCAAAUAAAAAGUAGAAUUUAAGCGCGAGUUGCGAGAUUUGCGCUUGCUGUACUCCGAUGAAAAUUAAACAUUUUUGAAAUACCA